GAUAUUCAAUUGAAUAAUUAGAUAGAUAACGAAGUAGUAUUCCAAGUUAUUGAGUCAUACGUUCAUAUCCAGACAAUUAAUUACUCCCUGUCAUUCUUUGAAGUGGUCAAUUUACGUUAAUUUUACGUUACAUAUCACAUAUUUAAUUCAUUUUUGCAUCACCAGCACCACAAAACAUUUAUCCAUAUUCACAUCAUGUUAUCAUCAUCAUCUAGAAUAAGUCUUAGACGUUUAGCAUUUGUCAGAUUCACUUCCACUGUCAUUGUCCCAAGACCAACCAAAACAUCCACUGGAUUAAGUAAAGAAGAAUUGGAACAAAAUGAAUUAGUUUCAAAUCAAGCUCCAAAUAGACAAGCUACUUGGUCUCCAACUCAAGAAUCAAGAUUGAAUAUAGUUAGCAAGAAUGCUGCCAGAUUCGUACAAAGAGAUUUAGAUCAACAACCAAGACCAUAUGCUGCUAUAGAUUUAAUUGCUAAAGAACCAGUCAGAUAUUUAACUCAUGAAGAAGGUAAUGUUGCCGUAUGUGAUGGUAAUAAAGGUAAUACUUUACAUGGUCAUCCUAAAGUUUUCAUUAAUUUGGAUCCUGCUAGGGCUCAUGCAUGUGGUUAUUGUGGAUUAAGAUAUGCUAAAGAAGAAUUUAAAGAAGUUAUUGAAGCUCAAGAAGCUUCAGCUUAGGUAGUUCACUUUCUUUCAAGUCAUUAUUUCAUUUCAUUAAUUCAUAAACCAUAUUUCAUAUAGCACUUUUGUAUAUCUAGACCUUUGUAUAUAUAUUCUUAAUAAAAUAGGAGAAUAUUAUAGGUUUUAAUAAUGUAAACUACGGAGCC
This is a messenger RNA of Scheffersomyces coipomensis, 824 nucleotides long. RefSeq lists its product as uncharacterized. The transcript has a single exon. Gene Ontology annotation, biological process: mitochondrial electron transport, NADH to ubiquinone. Bases 196 to 675 code for a protein of 159 amino acids. NCBI's taxonomy places the organism in Eukaryota, Fungi, Ascomycota, Pichiomycetes, Serinales, Debaryomycetaceae. The record is from RefSeq and is a predicted model, not a curated record.